AGCACCGAAUCAGUGAGAUAUGGCAACGGAUUUCACAGCGUACGGCACGAGUUCGCUCGCUAGUGACGAGAGUUUGAGUGCUCGAUCUGCUGCUCGACGCAAAUGGAUCAGAUGGGGGUUCAUCAGCGCCCCCACGGGUAUCAUUUUGGCCGGAAUGGUAGUGUUGGGUAUCUCUUCCCACUCCGUUGAGUCGAUUAUUGCCACCGCCACCCCCGAUGAAGGAGACGUCAAGUGUUUCCAGAGCUCGUACGUCGACAACGUGACCAAAAUGAUGGAACCGAUGAAGGGGCUCAAGUGGAAGUACGGGGGUGAGAAAACCACGGACUCAUUCAUCGCGAUCGACGUGGACACCAAGUAUCAGGAGAUCAUGGGCUUUGGUGGUGGGUUUACGGAAGCUGCGGCACUGCAGUUCCAUAAACUACCGAAAGAUAAACAAGAGGAGGUAUUGACGCUCUACUUCGACAAGAACAAGGGCAGUGCGUACAACUUCGGUCGUGUGCCGAUGGGGUCGUGUGACUUCUCGAUGGGGUCGUACAAUUUUGCCGAGACGGAGAACGACAUGGAACUUAAGGACUUUGAUGUGGACGUGACAUACGACACGGAGAUGAUUAUCCCAUUCAUCAAGCGUGCGUUGAAACGCCGACCAGACAUGAAAUUGAUUCUAGUGCCUUGGAGUCCACCAGGCUGGAUGAAGCGAUCCAGCUCGUCGUACAGUGCGAGUAUGCUGGGGUCAACCAAGCCAGUCGGACUGCGAGACGACAUGCGUGCUCCAUGGGCUCUCUACUUCUCCAAGUUCAUUACGGCAUACAAGAAGCACGGGAUCCCAUUCUGGGGAGUGUCACCACAGAAUGAGCCGGAGUUUAACGCACCAUGGGAAGCCUGUGCAUACAAUCCCGAGUAUGAAGCUGAGUUCAUUGGCGAGUUCUUAGGCCCCGUACUUGAGCGUAACCACCCCGGUGUUACACUCAUGGCGUUCGACCACAAUCGGGUUAGUGUAAACCGAUGGGCGAAUGUCAUCUACAGCCAUCCAAGUGCAGGCAAAUACGUUGAUGGCAUCGCCUUCCACUGGUACGAGGACGGCGGUGAGCGCUACAUGGACGGAGUGGCUUAUCCUGAGCAUUUGAACGACACCCACUUCGUUAAUCAGAGCCGCUUCAUGCUGAGCACGGAGAGCUCUAGUUGUCCUGGAGUCGCAGUCGGAGCUGAGGCGUGGUUUCGAGCUCAGCGCUACGGUCACAACAUUAUGUCGGAUCUCAACAAUUACGCUGCUGGAUGGAUCGACUGGAAUUUGAUACUUGAUCACACGGGCGGACCAAACCAUAAGGACAACGUCUGCGAUGCUGCCAUUAUCGUGACUGAAGGUGGAGACGACUAUUUUGUGCAGCCAAUGUACUAUUUCAUCCAGCACUUUUCCAAGUUCUUACCUCCGGGAUCUCGACGUGUGAAGACGAAAGUGGCUGCUCGGUUCGCCAAACCUGGCGAUGCCCAGCUAUUCGUUCACUAUCAAUCUUCUCUUGAUAGUUGUGAUGGGAGUUCACGACAGGCGAUCCGUAGAACGGAAGACAACAAGAUGCAAGUGACUGGAACUCCGUUCUGUCUGGACUUGGUGAACACUCCGACUGGACAGCAUGAGGUUCGAUUGGUGGAAUGUCAGUGGACACCGCAGACGUGGACGUUUGAGGAGGACACGCACCGUGUUCGUAUUGAUGAAUACUGUGUGUCACUGAACCAUGGAUCCACGGAGGACGGGGUGCGUAUUAUGGCCGAUAAGUGUGAGGAUGAGGUGGCUCUGUACCAACAAUGGACGUUCAACGCGGAAGACGGGACGAUGCGCUCCCAUGCAUCGCCGUCGAACCAGUGUGUGACGGCGGGCUAUUCGUUCCUGCAAGCUGCUGCUUUCGUGGCACCGCAGAAUCGCAAGGUUCUUGUGGUGUUGAACGAAAACACUGAGCCGGCAGACUUCCAGGUGCAGACUGGAAAUGCAGUGCUGGACACGACGAUUGCUGCAGGUGCCAUUCGCACGUAUGUCUGGGCGUAAAUGGGCAAGCAAUUGUGUUCUGCUGGGAACUGAAAAUUACAUGUAAGGUAAAAGGACAGCAAGAAGAACACCACCAUGGGCAGAAAUUGGAAGCAUUCGGUCCAUAUAAUGAAAAAAAAAAAAAAAAAAAAAAAAAGCA
This is a messenger RNA of Phytophthora nicotianae INRA-310, 2177 nucleotides long. RefSeq lists its product as hypothetical. Gene Ontology annotation, molecular function: glucosylceramidase activity. The transcript has a single exon. Lineage: Eukaryota; Oomycota; Peronosporomycetes; Peronosporales; Peronosporaceae. The record is from RefSeq and is a predicted model, not a curated record. Gene Ontology annotation, biological process: glucosylceramide catabolic process. Bases 20 to 2038 code for a protein of 672 amino acids.